Messenger RNA from Melitaea cinxia (Glanville fritillary), 2171 nucleotides. Its product is annotated as glycine-rich cell wall structural protein-like. The coding region runs from base 26 to 2029 and encodes 667 amino acids. NCBI's taxonomy places the organism in Eukaryota, Metazoa, Arthropoda, Insecta, Lepidoptera, Nymphalidae. The transcript has 5 exons. The record is from RefSeq and is a predicted model, not a curated record.
GCAGCUAGUUCGUAAACAAGAAGCCAUGAGACGGUCGUUUAGUUUAGUAUUUGCCAUUUUAUUGGCAUCUGCAAAUGCCUCCGAAAGAACUCGUAGAAGCUACAGCGGUGGCGGAGGUGGCGGCGGGGGAGGAGGAUUUGGCUUCGGAGGCGGCGGUGGGUUUGGAUUUGGAGGCGGCGGCGGCGGUGGUGGGGGUGGAAUAGGUGACUUUGGAAGUGGUCUAGAAGUCAUCCGCGAUGGUGUACAUGGCAUACUUGGAAAAGUUCACGAAGGCUUCAGCCACCUCGGAGGUGGCCUUAGCGGGAACGUGGGUGGUGGCGGUGGCCUUGGCGGUGGAAUUGGUGGUAGUAGUAGUGUACGAGGAAGUAGUGGAGAAGGCCUAGGAGGAGGAAAUGAAAGAACUAUAUAUACGACAUCUGACGAUGGAAAGUCUGGUGGCUUUGCUUUUACUGGUACCACGGGGAACGGCGGAUAUGGUGGUGGCGGCGGUUACAGCAGGGGUGGAAGUGGCUAUGGAGGUGGAGCUGGAUUUGGCGGCAGUGGUGGUGGUGGACUAUCAGCGGGAGCUGGCGGCAGUGGAAAGGGAGGCCAUAACAGUGGAAGAGGAGGUUUCAGUGGCAGUGGUAGUGGAUCUGGCGGUGGUUUCAAUAGUGGUCUAGGCGCUGGAAAUGGUGGAUCUGGUGGUCUAGGAGCUGGCUAUGGGGGAUCUGGAGGACUAGGCGGAGGAACAGGUGGUGGCUUCGGAGGUGGCAUUGGUGGAGGUCUAGGCGGCGGAUUUGGUAAAGGGUCUGGAAGCAAUGAAAAAGGAAAUUAUGGCAGUGGAGGAGUCAGCAGUGGCUUUGGAUCUGGUGGUGGCCUCGGAGGAGGUAGUGGUUUAGGCGGCGGAAAUGGUGGCUCUGGAGGUCUAGGCGGCAGUCAUGGAGGAUCUGGAGGGUUAGGAGGAGGAUCAGGUGGUGGCUUCGGAGGCGGCGUUGGUGUAGGCGGUGGAUUGAGUGGAGGGUCCGGAAGUACCGAAAAAGGAAUCUAUGGCAGUGGAGGAACAAGUUUCGGCAACACUGGCAGUGGAUCUGGCAGUGGCUUCGGAGGAGGUAGUGGUUCAGGCGGUGGAACUGGUGGCUAUGGAGGACUGGGUGGUGGCUAUGGAGGAUCUGGAGGACUAGGAGGAGGAUUAGGUGGCGGCUUUGGAGGUGGCAGUGGAGAAGGCUUAGGCGGAGGAACUGGUGGAUUUAACGGUGGGAACAGUGGCGGUGGAUCUGGAAAAUAUGGAGGAGGAUCUGGUGUCGGAGGUGGCUUUGGAGGUGGUCAUGGUGGUUCAGGAGGUCUCGGAGGAGGCCAUAGCGUGUCAGGAGGUUCUGGAGGAGGAGUUUCCGGUGGCUUCGGUGUUAGUGGAUCUGGUGGUUUGGGAAUCGGCGGUGGUGGCGGUGCUGGCGGAGGCCUAGGAAAUGGUCACGGAUCAGGAGGUUUUGAUGCGGGAAAUGUAGCCAGUGGCGGAUAUGGUGGUGAUAUUGGCGGAUCUAAAGGAUAUGGAAGCUCAGGUUCCGGAAGUAGUUCAGGAGGUUGUGGAGGGGGCUGUGGUGGAUGCAGAACUGGCUCUUGUGGUGGACAUGGAGGUGCAUUUGCUUCAGCGAAAGCUUCUGCAUCAGCAAGUGCUAGCGCUAGUAGUUACGGAAAAUGGCACAGUCCAACAAUGACUAGGAUUGCUAUAGUUUGUGUGGGCCUCGCGGUUUUCGCUAUCGUUCAAGCGACGCCAGGUGGUUAUGGCAAAGGGGGAAACAGCGGUGGAGGUGGAUUAGGCGGUGGCGUCGGCGGCGGUAGUGGACUUGGGAGUGGAGGUGGAGGUGGCUUAGGAGGUGGCGGUGGACAGGGUCAUGGAGGUGGUGGUGGAAUUGGAGGUGGAUUUGGAAAAGGUAGCGGAGGCGGAAGUGGUUUCGGAGGUGGCGGCGGUGGCGGCCUUGGAGGAGGUGGUGGUUUUGGGGGUGGUGCUGGUGGUACCGGCGGUGCCAAGCACAAAGGUGGAUAUGGGCGCUAAUUUCAGCGCUACAAUGGGACACAACGGCUGACAAUAUUGUUCAACAAUAUUGAGUAAUACUCAACUUUUAACUCUUCAUAAUAUCAAGUUUUUUCCGGCCAUAAUAAUAUUUUUUUUUAAAUAUAGCAUAAUGUUUCAAAAA